Messenger RNA from Drosophila melanogaster (fruit fly), 1774 nucleotides. It is a transcript of the gene cm, whose product is annotated as carmine. The record is from RefSeq and is marked reviewed. NCBI's taxonomy places the organism in Eukaryota, Metazoa, Arthropoda, Insecta, Diptera, Drosophilidae. Bases 55 to 1302 code for a protein of 415 amino acids. Gene Ontology annotation, biological process: intracellular protein transport; vesicle-mediated transport. The transcript has 6 exons. Gene Ontology annotation, cellular component: clathrin adaptor complex; cytoplasmic vesicle membrane; Golgi apparatus.
UUCAUCCCUGAAAAAAAAACAUAGCUUAAACUAGCAAGCAAUUUAGGUCGAAUUAUGAUACACAGUCUGUUUAUUGUAAACAGCGGCGGCGAGGUCUUCCUGGAAAAGCAUUGGCGCUCGGUUGUCUCGAGAUCUGUGUGCGAAUACUUCCUUGACGCCCAGCGCGCUGCUCCAUAUGAUGUGCCGCCGGUGAUAGCCACGCCCCACUACUACCUGAUUACAGUGCAAAGGGACACGGUGUCUUUGGUCGCCGCCUGCAAGCAGGAGGUGCCGCCGCUCUUUGUCAUCGAGUUCCUGCAUCGCGUGGUGGACACCUUCCAGGACUAUUUCGGCGACUGCUCCGAGUCCGUGAUCAAGGACAACUAUGUGGUCGUUUACGAGCUGCUGGACGAGAUGCUCGAUAAUGGCUUCCCACUGGCCACCGAGAGCAACAUCCUCAAGGAGCUGAUCAAGCCGCCCAAUAUCCUGCGCACCAUUGCCAACACGGUGACGGGCAAGAGCAAUGUAAGCACUACUUUGCCCUCGGGUCAGCUGUCGGCGGUUCGCUGGCGCAGAAGCGGCGUGAGGUACACCAACAACGAGGCGUACUUCGAUGUCAUCGAGGAGGUGGACGCUAUCAUUGAUAAAUCCGGAUCCACGGUCUUUGCCGAGAUCCAGGGACACAUCGACUGCUGCAUUAAGUUAUCCGGCAUGCCAGAUCUGACGUUAUCUUUCAUGAAUCCUCGCCUCUUCGACGACGUUUCCUUCCAUCCUUGCGUGCGCUACAAGCGCUGGGAGGCGGAGCGCCUGCUCUCCUUUAUCCCGCCCGACGGAAACUUCCGCCUGAUGUCAUAUCACAUUAGCUCUCAGUCCGUGGUGGCCAUACCCAUCUACAUCAGGCACAACUUUUCGAUCAAAACGGGUGAGCAGGGGCGUCUGGACCUCACGAUUGGCCCGAGGAACACCCUUGGUCGCACCGUUGACAAGGUGAAGCUGGAGCUGACCAUGCCGCGGUGUGUGCUUAAUUGCCUAUUGACGCCGAAUCAGGGAAAGUAUACCUUCGAUUCGGUGACCAAGACGCUGUCCUGGGAUGUGGGACGGAUCGAUGUUUCCAAGUUGCCAAAUAUUAGGGGAUCGGUUUCCAUUACGCCCGGUACGACCAACAUCGAUGCCAAUCCAUCCGUGAAUGUCCAGUUCCAAAUCUCGCAGCUGGCCGUCUCUGGGCUAAAGGUAAAUCGCCUGGACAUGUACGGCGAGAAGUACAAGCCUUUCAAGGGCGUCAAAUACCUGACCAAGGCGGGCAAGUUCCAGGUGCGGAUGUAGACAAAAUCAUCAUCCGGAUUCCAAUUCCAGCUUUAAUUAAUAGCUAACGUUAAGUGUAUUCCGCUUGUUUUUUUUUUUUUCAUUUGAUGUUCUAGCCCUCGUCUCUCUCCCUGUGUAUCUCAUUUAUGUAUCUAUAUCUCUACCCAUAAAAUAUUAACUUCAAGUGUAGUCGCCUUGUCGUUGUUCUUGGACGCCGUCGCCAUAUUCGAAGAGUAAGAAUGCGAGAAUUGAUUGGGAAUGAAGUUGCAAGUCUUCGAGUGGCGUGGCUUGGCAUGGCAUCGCAUGGCAAUGGCACCGUCGACUGCACUGCACUCCAAGUCAAGUCACUCCACUCGAUCGCAGUGCGCCUGGCAACAGCCAGCGAGGAAACCAAUAAAUUCAAAUGAAAAUGCAAAACUUGAUUUUGCAGCCAGGCCAACGCAUUUAGCAUACGAAUAGUGUGUAUACAUCUUGUUUAUCAAUGUGUGUGAAC